Balaenoptera musculus (blue whale) is the source of this 2563-nucleotide messenger RNA. RefSeq names its product synaptotagmin 2 (gene SYT2). Gene Ontology annotation, cellular component: axon; synaptic vesicle membrane; dense core granule. The record is from RefSeq and is a predicted model, not a curated record. Gene Ontology annotation, molecular function: syntaxin binding; clathrin binding; phosphatidylserine binding. Gene Ontology annotation, biological process: synaptic vesicle endocytosis; cellular response to calcium ion; regulation of dopamine secretion. The transcript is spliced from 7 exons. Bases 145 to 1440 code for a protein of 431 amino acids. NCBI's taxonomy places the organism in Eukaryota, Metazoa, Chordata, Mammalia, Artiodactyla, Balaenopteridae.
CUCCUGGCACAGGCUCAGCCCUCUCAGGACUGCGCCUGAGGGCCAGGCCUUCCUCCCCCACCGGGGUCUGAAUGAGGACCAUCCCAUCCUUCGUGUGAGCCGCAGUUCCAAGGAUCAAAGUUGUCAGAUCUCAGCAGAGCCCAGAUGGGGUCCCCGUGGUGUGUGCCUGGCUGCUGUCCCUGUCACAGGCUGUCCCCACUGGGGCGGCCACCAAAGUGUGCAACUUACGUGCACACCACUUGUGGGUUUACAACGCAGGGUGUGGAAAGGGGGCCGGGCCCCUACCCAGUCUUCUGUCAAUCACCGAGGGGUCGGGGCUACAGGAGGGCACCGCUGACCCCGGUGUCCCCGUGGGCAGUCCCCCGCUGGGCGCUGGUCGCCAUCGCGGUGCUCCUGGGCCUCCUGCUCCUCACCUGCUGCUUCUGCAUCUGCAAGAAGUGCUGCUGUAAGAAGAAGAAGAACAAGAAGGAGAAGGGCAAGGGCGCCAAGAACGCCAUGAACAUGAAGGACAUGAAGGGCGGCCAGGACGAGGACGACGCCGAGACGGGCCUGACGGAGGGAGAAGGCGAGGGGGAGGAGGAGAAGGAGCCGGAGAACCUGGGGAAGCUGCAGUUCUCCCUGGACUACGACUUCCAGGCCAACCAGCUCACCGUGGGCAUCCUGCAGGCCGCGGAACUGCCCGCCCUGGACAUGGGCGGCACCUCGGACCCUUACGUCAAGGUCUUCCUCCUUCCAGACAAGAAGAAGAAAUAUGAGACCAAAGUCCAUCGGAAGACGCUGAACCCCGCCUUCAACGAGACCUUCACCUUCAAGGUGCCGUACCAGGAGCUGGGGGGCAAGACCCUGGUGAUGGCCAUCUAUGACUUUGACCGCUUCUCCAAACACGACAUCAUCGGGGAGGUGAAGGUGCCCAUGAACACCGUGGACCUGGGGCAGCCCAUCGAGGAGUGGAGGGACCUGCAGGGCGGAGAGAAGGAGGAGCCGGAGAAGCUGGGUGACAUCUGCACCUCGUUGCGCUACGUGCCCACGGCUGGGAAGCUCACCGUCUGCAUCCUGGAGGCCAAGAACCUCAAGAAGAUGGACGUGGGUGGCCUUUCAGACCCCUACGUGAAGAUCCACCUGAUGCAGAACGGCAAGAGGCUCAAGAAGAAGAAGACGACCGUGAAGAAGAAGACCCUGAACCCGUACUUCAACGAGUCCUUCAGCUUCGAGAUCCCCUUCGAGCAGAUCCAGAGAGUCCAGGUGGUGGUCACCGUGCUGGACUACGACAAGCUGGGCAAGAACGAGGCCAUCGGCAAGAUCUUCAUGGGCAGCAACGCCACGGGCACGGAGCUGCGGCACUGGUCCGACAUGCUGGCCAACCCCCGCCGGCCCAUCGCCCAGUGGCACUCGCUCAAGCCCGAGGAGGAGGUGGAUGCGCUGCUGGGCAAGAACAAGUAGGGGCCGCGGCCCGCGCAGCCGCGCUCCAGAGCCGCCGCUACCUCAGCUGGGCAGCCCUCGAGGCGUCCCCGCCCACCUGUGCGCGGCCCUGCCCUCGUUUCUCCGCCCUCGCCCUCUUUCUACAGACCCCUUCCCUCCGACGGCGGCUGAGGAGGGCCCCCCGGAGGUGAGAGAAGCCUGGCCCGUCGUCGCCCGGGGAGCUCCCUCGCUGCAUGCCCGCCACCCUCCUCCUCCAAAGCUCCACCCAGGCCUCGCCCCGAGGGAGGCUCUCUCGGCGGCAUUUUCUGUUUUCUGAGCGUUCCGGACCAACGGAGUGGCAGCACCUCCCGAUUCCCGACGGAAGCAACCAGCGACCGUGCGCGUGUGGGCACCCUCUGUGCCCGUGGAGGGCCGUGGGCGGGUGCCGUGCGGGAGCAGAGGCCUUAGAACCCUGCUCGGACACUGCGUGCGAGUGGCUGUUUGGGAGGCGAGACGGGGAGACUGGCUUGUGCAGAGCCGGGACCAAACCCCGAUGCCGGCGUGGGCCUCCUCCCGCUGCCGGGGGCUUCCCGGGACACCACAGACCUGAGCUACAGGCUAGAUUGGCUGGACUCGAACGGGGACUGUCAGUCCCGCGACCUCACCUUGCUGACGGGUGAGGUCAAGCCGCAAAGAAACAGAAGACCCGUCUCCCAGAAAGGCCAAAAUGAAACUGCCGGACCUUCGCCCUUGCGGUGGGAGACCCAGAGGCCGGCUCCCUUUCUAGGACGGGAGACGACAGUCACUGGCAUCUCUUCCCCUCCCGCCUGUGCUUCUCCCGUAAUCAAAGUGGAGCAGCGCUGUCUGAAGACACGGUAUCUGUCCAGAGCCAGAGGGCUUGAAAAGGAAGGUUUACGGGUCCCUAGUUCCCCUGAGGUCCAGGUAAGAAGGGGAGGGCAGUGCACAGCUGGCCGAGCUUUCCCAGGGGCCCUGCGGGGAGGCCCCUCCUAGCAUUCCUGAGGGACUUCCUGUGAAUCCCGAGGAGCAGGGCGGCCACUCCGAACGGUGGCAGAGGACAUGGGCCGGGUUCUGCCCCGCGGUCACUUGUGCUCAUUCCCUGCUCACCUCGUGUCCCCAGCAUUGAUAAAAAGCCAUAUAUACGUUA